UAAAUGGUUUAUAAAGUGUUUUCGUAGUUUGUUUUAUUCAUGCAAACCAUUUCAAGAUAAAAUCACACCAGAGCUAUAAAUCAACAAAUGAACAAGCAAGCUAACGGACUAGCAUAUACAAAGUGUCUGUGUGUUUUAAUAGUUCAUCAAACUUCCAAAUUUCAGUAACAUAUUUACUCCAUAUAUUUCAUGAUUGAAUGGAGAGAAAAUUGCAAGAAAAAGAAAGAAAAAAAAAUGUAAUCAUGGAUGCUUUUUUAUGCCUUCAUCUGUAAAAAUACUAAUUUCACAGCAGAUGCCAUUAUCCCUCAACACCAGCUGGAUCACAAGAUGGCAGCUGUUUGACUGAAAGCUCAUUUGAGCACAUAGAAACAGAUUGAGACUGUCUGAAAGCAUAACAGUACCUGCACUCAUACAAAUAUGAUUCCAUUUUCUUUCAAAUCCAAUUGAUUGUUAGAUGCAAACACUUCAUAUGUAAAUACAUAAAUACAGUUACACAGACAAUUAAAUACAUAAAUGCCACAUGCAUGUGUAUCAUCGCGCAAAGUUAGGAGAACCCCUGAAGACCCACAUAUGUAAUCAGUUAUUCUUGAUGGCAUCAGUAUGGAGAUUUCUCUUGCAUUGCCAUGACAAUCCUGGUAUUAUCACAGUGCCACUUUUCAUUUAUGUGAAGGAGACCGAAAAUCAUAGAACCUUGCAAUUUGUUCACAAUGUGAUGUUAUCAACCAAAUCAUCAAACAGAAAAGAAUGGUGCUUCAUUACCAGACAGCUAGCAAGGCUUUAAAGGCUAACAUUAGCUAGUGUUCCUACCUUGCCAGUCUGCAGUGAUACUAGAGGAGCAAUAUGUAAGUGCAGCAACUUUACAGCUGGAUUUCAGAUACAUUUCUAUUGAAGGAGGAGCACAACACUGACAUGUCAAAUGUCAGGACUUCCAUACACAAACCAACAAAGUAUAAUGUUAGCUAACUAGCUAGUUAGCUACAGAGAAAUCAGCCCACUCAUUGUGUUUCUUUCAUCCUUGUUAUAAAGACAAGGAUCAUAAGACAUCAGAACGACAGAGAAAUGUCAUAACCCUCAGUUUGAAGUGUGCCUCUGAAAAACUGCAGUUUGGAGGGCCAUGCAGGCCUAACUCUUCACCCUGCUCCUCUAUCAACAGUGUGUUGAGAUUGGGCCUUAUUAGUAUUAUAAGUAAUACUCAGUAUAAUCUUACAUUAUAUAAUAUCUUAAUAGUGAAAUUGUUGAGAGUUGUUAUAGAGGUUUCUAUGAAUGCUUUGUUACUCGAUGCCAUUGGAAUACAAUGUGACUGACAUUACGCCGAGCUGAGCACAGCCUUUGCUUAAGAAGGACUACACAGUUUUUUACAUAAAUAUUUGAGAAUGCAAAUUAUGGAGCAUAAUUGAUGCAUCUCUGCAGUGUUUGACAGCUGUGUGCAGCUGAUAAUGCUGAGUAUCAUGUAAUGAAGCAGUCCUCCAUCCAGUCAUCUUCGACAGCACAAGUACCAGUUUUUGCAGGUGACAUAUCACCAUGCUGCACAAAAGUAGAGCAGCUUCAGCUCCCCCUCAUUCUAGAGACUGUUGUGGUGAAGCUAUCAGGGUGUGUGUGUGUGUGUGUGUGUGUGCACCUGUGAACACAGCUCUCAGUCAGAAGGUCUGGUACAGGAAAUGUUUUGAACUACUGAGGACUCUAAUGUGUACAUGAUUGAAAGCUGGAUGCUGAUUGGCUGGAGUGCAUGACUUAUUUUCAGAUAACUCCACAGCUUUGAUGUCGUGUUCUAACUUAUUUUGCACAACUGCACACCUACAGCUACAUAUAAAUAGGAGCAGUGAAGUGUUAUUAAUGCCUUAACAUGGUUGUGUUGUCUUAUGUUGAAAUAACAAAAGAUAAAUCACACACUGAAUAAUAACAUGAUUUGUGAAUAUGGAUUUUGAAUCAUGUUCAAUAUUAUAAUAAGUAAUUAAUCAAUAAAUACCAUCCACGAAUGACUGAUUUGUGCUCUCAACCCACUUAAAGUUGCUGUAAUCAUUCUCACCGUUUUAGCCUUCCUGUCUGUUUCGCUGUUAGCUAUCCCCUCCCUCCUCUCUAUGUCACACAUGAAACUGCUGCAGCAUGGCAAGACGCCGCAGCAAACAGGAGGAUCAUGCACUCUGCUCAUGCACAAGCAAUUAAGACGGCCUCUUUAUGGAGUUCUCUGUCCUGAAUGAAUAAAGUGGACAGGGAUACCUGUCCACAUCUCUUUUUUCUAUGCUGCAUGUGCAGGGGGAGGAGAUACAUGGAUUACUGACAAAUACUGAUUAAAAAUAAAAAUAAAAUAAUAAUAAAAUAAAAAUGAUUACUGUUGGAAUAUAGAGCUAUUUAAUACUUUUUAAACAAAAAUACAUCAUAUACAGAGUUUAAUUUAGGCUCUCAAAUUAGUAGCUAGUGUGUAUAAUUCUAAGUGAUGGUUGGGGUCUUUUGAUGUGUGGUUGAACUGUAUGAGGUCCUUAUUCCUAGUCAGUGCAUUACCUGCUGUAGAUGCUGUAGCUGACAUGGGUUAGCAGUGCCUGGUACUGACAGGGAAGCAGAGUAUUGUAAUGCUAAAAGGUACUGACAGUGAGACAUAUUUAAGCCACCUAAAAGAGAUACAGCUGUUUUAUAUCUCUGUAAUAUAAAUUUCUGUAAGAAACUUAAGCUAGCCUAAAAAUGAUUAAUACAUUUACAUAAUUUUUCUCGAUGUCAUGUAUUGUUCUUGAAGGGUGUGUGAAGCACCGUUACCCGCAUCUCCUUGCUUUUGUGAGUGUGUGUUUUGUUGCCCUGAUAAUUACAUUUAUUCCUCGAUUUUUAAACAGCUGAUUUAUGUUGUUGUUAUUUAGCCUGUAUGACAUGUGACAGGCAGUUUUAAGUUUUGUAGAACCAACAAUAGGAUUCUGCAGUAAUGCUGCAGUUAACUGUACAUGUCCAUGUAUGCAAAUGCAUGACAUGUUUGGCAGAGGUGCACACUGGAAAACAGGGCUCCCCGAAAGCCACUGUGUAAUUCAAACCCUGAUCGCAAGAUGCUGUUGGCAGUUUCAUCUCAAAGUCCGCUGCUCUUCAUCCAACACACACACACAUUCCUCUCCAAUGCUGAUAAAUCUUUUUCUGACAAAGAAUAGUUAUUUUAGCACUAAAGCCACCAAAAAAAAAAAAAAACAUUUUCACUGUUCUAUCUCACCAGACUUCUAUAGAACUGCAGGGACUGGGAUGAGCAGGUGUUUUAAGACACACCUUCAAGCAGGUAGCCCAGUUGUGGCAGAAAUGCAAAUCCCUGCCACUCCGGGCUGACACACCGAGUCAAACCGAACACAGCCACCACUGGCUGAUGAAAUGGAAAAACACCCUGGUCCUGAAAGAUUCUAAGAUUCAGACUAUCAGCUGACUUACAAUUAGAAAGAAUGCUUGCAAGGGUCUGUUCUGACACACCAAACAACAUUUAGAUGUACACAUUAAAUCCAUAUGAUCUAAUGUAUAUGAAAUGACACUAAGGUUUUUAAAUCCUCAACCUUAACAUCCCAUCUCAGCUCUGUAGCUACAGCUUUCAAGAACCACUUGCUCAUCAUUAACUUAUAUUACACAGCCACAAAAAUGCAGAUGGUAAGUAACAUGAAUCACAUUUCAAAAUCACUUCUUGAGUCAUCAAUCAACACUCACACAGAAAACACAACACGUACAAAUACAAAAAAUAUGACUGAACGAUGCCCAACGACCAAAUUUUACAUUUGAUUUUAUUAAAAAAAAAACUCCAUGCUAUGGUUAACAUUGGUGUUUUUUCUUCUCAGAGUUGGAGCAGCAUGGAAGGCAUCAGGCAGAAGCAGCAGAGGCCGUCAGUGCUGCGGCAAGUUGCCCAAACUGCUUCCAUACGACAACAUGUGCAUCCAGAAAAUAAUGCAGCAAUUUCCAUUUGCAAGGAAGAGGUGGAUGCAGGCCGUCUCCCCCAGUCCUCUUCACCACACAUGGGCUCCUCUCCCAGGCAAAGCCAUCACUACUUCUUCCCCUUGAGGAGGGACAGUCCAAUGCAGAGCUCCACCAGGCCUCAUGAAGGACUCUCUGAAAGGACCAGUGCUCUGUUUGUGAGUGGCCUCUGCCGCUGGCCUGGCUGUGAUGCACUGUCUGAAGAUUUCCCCAGUUUCUUGAAGCAUCUCCAUUCAGAACAUAGUUAUGGUGACAGAAGCAUUGCUCAGUGGAAAGUUCAGAAAGAUAUUGUUCAGUGCAUGGAGACUCAGCUUAUCCUGGAAAAACAGAAACUCAUUGCAAUGCAGCUUCAUCUGCACCUGUCAGAGCACAAAUAUUCUGAUGUGAAGGCAGCUUCUGAGUGGCAGUGCAGCCUUCCUCCUAUCCUGCCACAGUCUUCGGUAACAGAAGGAGAUGGAGUACAACAAUGGAGAAUUAAAAAUCUGGAGGAGUUGCCUCGGUAUGGCUACAGAGCUGCUGGUUCUGCACACCUUCUGCCAGAUUUGGUCCCCAGUAUCGAAUGUUACAAACACAACAACAUCAGGCCUCCGUACACCUAUGCCUACUUGAUAAGAUGGUCUAUCCUGGAGUCUCCAAACAAACAGCGCACUCUGAAUGAGAUUUACAACUGGUUCACUACCAUGUUCUUCUUCUUCAGACACAACACCGCAACCUGGAAGAAUGCAGUGCGGCACAACCUCAGCCUACACAAGUGCUUUGUGCGAGUGGACAGAGGAAAGGGCGCAGUGUGGACAGUGGAUGAAACAGAGUACCAGAGGAGGAAAGGACAGAAGUAUCACAGGGACUGUCCCGUGAAGUGGCUCAAGUCCUACUCUCAUUACUGCCCAGAGGAUUCCUGAACACGUACAGACAGCAGCAAUGAGCUGCUCCCUUAGUCCAGAACUGCAUGAAGAACUGAUGAAUCUUUGGAAAUGUCAGUUUGUAUUUUGUAUUAUUUUCAUAUGACAUGUUAAACAUGGUUUUAAGGUUUGUUACGUAAAGAUAUUUUGUACACAUACCGUACACAUUACAGUUUUUGUACUUACUGAUUUCUAAUUGUCAAAGAAGUUUUGCUAAAUAAAUGACACUGUCAUUUGUGCGUGUUUUGUCUUCAGUCUGAAU
Molecule: messenger RNA, 5082 nt
Organism: Acanthopagrus latus (yellowfin seabream)
Lineage: Eukaryota; Metazoa; Chordata; Actinopteri; Spariformes; Sparidae
Gene: foxp3b
Product: forkhead box P3b
Exons: 10
Coding region: 3705-4820 (371 amino acids)
Biological process (GO): regulation of transcription by RNA polymerase II
Cellular component (GO): nucleus
Molecular function (GO): RNA polymerase II cis-regulatory region sequence-specific DNA binding; DNA-binding transcription repressor activity, RNA polymerase II-specific
Source: RefSeq, a predicted model, not a curated record